CAAAAGAAGAAAGCACAAAUGCAAGAGAACAGACAGAUCAAGAUAAGAAAGUGCUAAAGGAGGAAAUUUCACAACUCAAUGAAAUGGAGGAGAAACCUCAUCAUUUGAUACCCAAAGAAGAAUCUCUGAGCUGCUCGAUUACUGUGAGGAAUUUGUCUCCUAAAAGGAACAACAAGCAAAAAUCAACAGCCAAUGAUGCUUUUAUGUGCCCUCAGUGUGGAAAGACCUUCACAUAUAAAUAUAAACUUAAUGAGCACAUGAAACUUCACACUGGAGAAAAGCCUCACCGAUGUGAUCAGUGUGGAAAGAGUUUCAUUCAUAAGAAUGAUAUUAAUAGGCACAUGAGGAUUCACACUAAAGAAAGGCCUUACAGAUGUGAUCAGUGUGGAAAAAGUUUCAGUUGUAAGUUUGAACUCAACGUGCACAUGAGAAUUCACACUAAAGAAAGGCCUUACAGAUGUGAUCAAUGUGGAAAAACCUUCAAUAGAAAAUCGCAUUUAAGUGAGCACACAAAAAUUCACACUAGAGCAAAACCUUACACAUGUGAUCAGUGUGGAAAGAGUUUCAUUUGUAAGACUGACCUUAAUCAGCACAUACAAAUUCACACUGGAGACAAACCUUACAGCUGUGAUCACUGUGAAAAGAACUUCAGGUAUAAAGGGCACCUUAAUGAACACAUGAGAAUUCACACUGGAGAAAAGCCUCACAGAUGUGAUCAAUGUGGAAAAAGUUUUCUUCGUAGGUUUAAUCUCAACAAGCACAUAAGAAUUCACACUGGAGAAAAACCUUACACAUGUGAUCAGUGUGGAAAGAGUUUCAUUCAUAAGAAUGAUCUUAAUAGGCACAUGAGGAUUCACACUAAAGAAAGGCCUUACAGAUGUGAUCAGUGUGGAAAGAGUUUCAGUUGUAAGUUUGAACUCAACGUGCACAUGAGAAUUCACACUAAAGAAAGGCCUUACAGAUGUGAUCAAUGUGGAAAAACCUUCAAUAGAAAAUCGCAUUUAAGUGAGCACACAAAAAUUCACACUAGAGUAAAACCUUACACAUGUGAUCAGUGUGGAAAGAGUUUUCUUCGUAGGUUUAAUCUCAACAAGCACAUAAGAAUUCACACUGGAGAAAAACCUUACACAUGUGAUCAGUGUGGAAAGAGUUUCAUUCAUAAGAAUGAUCUUAAUAGGCACAUGAGGAUUCACACUAAAGAAAGGCCUUAAAAUGUCCCUACUACGUUGAUUUUCGUAUUUGAAAAGUUCAGAUGCAAAAACCACUAAAUGCUCACUAAAAGUGAGAUAAUAAUAUUAAAUAGUAUUUGAUUGGUUCGACUUUGCUCCUCAAACAUAACACCCAAAUUCAGCAUUAUAAGUUUUGAAUGAGAAGUAAGAGUCGAACGAAUGUCCGGUAGUGAACUAAUUGUUUACAGUUUUUAUUUUGCAAUUCUGUCAGAAAUGUCAAGAUUGUGAGACGAACAAAUCGUUUUGGAUUAAAAGGCUUGGAUAUUACAUUUCCUUGGACUCUUGGGGAUUUAUGAUCAAUUUGUUUUGGACAAUUUCACCAAAGUGGAUAAAGGGAAGAUUUUGAAGAUAAGUAAACACACUGAAGGAAGAAAACAAGCAACUACGUUAAGAUUCAGCCUUUCAUCCUCUCUAGAAAGAUAAAAAAUGAUCUGUAAGUACAGUGACAGUCAGAAGACAUCUGAUUGAAGCUGAGCUGUUUGCAAAAAGCCCCCAUAAAGAACCAUUGUUGAAAAAAAGGCAUGAGCAGAAUCACAUCAACACAUAAAUGGCUCAAAGAAAAAUGGCGUAAAAUUUUGUGGCCUGAUGAGAAUAAAAUUGUUCUUUUCAGGUCAAGUGGUUAUCGGCAGAACCUCAGGCGACUCGGAUACUGAAUUCAAGCCACGGUACACUAUAGACCGUUUUAUUGGGCGCCCGUGCGGUGACGCGAUAAGCGUCUGGUCCGAAUUUUACUUCCGGUUUCUGUUUGUUUAAUGGUCUGACUAGUUGCUGAAACUGAACUCUUAAACAAAUACCUUGUCGAAAAUAACAAAUGUUUUGGGUUCCUAUGUAAUAUACGUGUUGUUUAUUUUGCUUGUUACAUAAAUAAACUACUUUAAAAGGA
Messenger RNA from Misgurnus anguillicaudatus (oriental weatherfish), 2112 nucleotides. The record is from RefSeq and is a predicted model, not a curated record. Lineage: Eukaryota; Metazoa; Chordata; Actinopteri; Cypriniformes; Cobitidae.